Molecule: messenger RNA, 855 nt
Organism: Ostreococcus tauri
Lineage: Eukaryota; Viridiplantae; Chlorophyta; Mamiellophyceae; Mamiellales; Bathycoccaceae
Product: Rcd1
Exons: 1
Coding region: 1-855 (284 amino acids)
Biological process (GO): negative regulation of translation; mRNA catabolic process
Cellular component (GO): CCR4-NOT complex; P-body; CCR4-NOT core complex
Source: RefSeq, a predicted model, not a curated record
AUGGCGACGUCCACGGCGAGCGCGUCGACGGCGUCGGUGGCGGCGAUGGAAACCCUGGUCGUCGCGCUGCAAGACCCGGAGACGCGAGAGUCGGCGCUGUUGGAUCUGAGCAAGAAGCGAGACAUGUUCGCGGAUCUCGCGCCGACGCUGUGGCACGCCCACGGCGUGAUUCCGGCGCUGUUGCAAGAGAUUGUCGCGAUUUAUCCGCUGUUGAAUCCGCCGAAUCUGACGAAUCACGCGAGUAACAGGGUGUGCAACGCGCUGGCGCUGCUGCAGUGCGUGGCGAGUCACCCGGACACGCGAGGGUCGUUUUUGGCGGCGCACGUGCCGUUGUUUCUGUAUCCGUUUCUGAACACGGUGAGCAAGACGCGACCGUUCGAGUACCUGCGGUUGACCUCGCUCGGGGUCAUCGGAGCGUUGGUGAAGAUGGACGACACGGAGGUUAUUAAUUUCUUACUCUCCACGGAGAUCAUCCCGCUGUGCCUACGAACGAUGGAGCUCGGGAGCGAGCUGUCGAAGACGGUGGCGACGUUUAUCGUGCAAAAGAUUUUGAGCGACGAGGUGGGGUUGUCGUACAUCUGUGCUACGGCUGAGCGGUGUUACGCCGUGGGGACGGUUUUGGGGGGUAUGGUGACGCAGCUCGCGGAACAGCCGAGCGUUCGGUUGCUCAAGCACAUCAUUCGGUGCUACCUCAGACUGAGCGAUAACGCGCGGGCGAGGGAUUGUCUGCGACAGUGUUUUCCCGAUCAACUCCGCGAUCCCGCGUUUACGGCGUAUCUUAAAGACGAUCUUGCGACGCAAAAGUGGUUGGUGCAGCUGUUGCACCAGCUCGGGUACACGACGGCGGCGCAAUAG